Messenger RNA from Microthlaspi erraticum, 762 nucleotides. Lineage: Eukaryota; Viridiplantae; Streptophyta; Magnoliopsida; Brassicales; Brassicaceae. The record is from the annotation of a GenBank genome assembly.
AUGGGUUUCUCGGACGCUGAAAUUUGUCUCUCCGAUCAAAAAAAUCUCUGUGAAACGGAUCUAGGGUUUCUUUAUGUACCCUCUAUAGGGUUUUCAGACCGGAACGUUCAAGAAUUACGGCCAGAUCAAGAUCUUGAAACUAAAUUCCAGGAGAAAAUUAAGUGCUCACGAGAUGGUGGAGUAAAGGUAAACAAGGAAGAAGAAGAAGAAGAUUUCUGCAAGACUCCGACACGCCUCGACCAAAUUCUCCCGGCGGUUCCAAAUAUUUGUCCGCCGGCGCCGAGGAAACCUAAGGGUGUCCCGUCGAGAAGUUUGAAGGUUAGGAAUUCUUAUAGAAGCAGGAGAAUGAUCAUUCUAAAUGUUUCUAGAGAGAUCGAUUAUUUCUUCUUCUCCGAUCUCCAACGGCGACGAAGAAUUUCAGCUCCGACGAGAUCGUAUCAGAGAACGACGGAGGCGAAUGUCGUCUACAAGGGCCAGCUUCAGAAUCUCGGCUUCAUCGCCGUCAAGAAACUCAAGGCUCCGGCUUGGGCAGAUCCUGAUAUCUUUGCGGAGGAUGCACGGAGAGUUGGGGGGUUAAAGCACAAGAGAGUCAUCAAUUUGCUCGGAUAUUGCUGCGAUAGAGAAGAAAGGCUUCUUGUUUCAGAGUUUAUGCCAAACGAUACUUUCGCUAAGCGUUUGUUCCAUCGUAAGGAUUCUUCUUCUUCUUUUACAUCUUCACUUAUAACCUUGGUGGAAUCUGAGAACAGAGACGCUGCAUUGUAG